This is a messenger RNA of Anguilla anguilla (European eel), 3422 nucleotides long. RefSeq names its product solute carrier family 25 member 14 (gene slc25a14). Gene Ontology annotation, biological process: mitochondrial transport. NCBI's taxonomy places the organism in Eukaryota, Metazoa, Chordata, Actinopteri, Anguilliformes, Anguillidae. The record is from RefSeq and is a predicted model, not a curated record. Bases 68 to 1072 code for a protein of 334 amino acids. The transcript has 8 exons. Gene Ontology annotation, cellular component: mitochondrial membrane.
GAAAUUCCACAAUGGGGUUUGAAUGAAUUUUUAAUGUCCGUGUUUCAUUCCGGUGCAGGAGGCUGCAAUGCUGCAAACCUGGUCCGGCAUCUGUAGAUUGGAGAACGCAAUGCUGGUUUUCGUGCGUUUAAAAGUAUUUAUAUGUUUGUACUGGGGUGGUGUGUUUCUCUUAUUAGCAGGUCUGCACCAGACUGAAGCAGCUAGCACAGAGAUGGCCAAUCUCAACUGGAAACCGUUUAUCUACGGAGGGAUGGCCUCCAUCGUCGCAGAGUUUGGUACCUUCCCCAUCGACCUGACGAAGACCCGGCUGCAGGUGCAGGGCCAGAGCCAGUGCAUGGAGGUGAGGUACCGGGGGAUGUUCCACGCCCUGCUCCGCAUCGGCCAGGAGGAGGGGGUUCGGGCGCUGUACUCGGGGAUUUCUCCAGCCCUCCUACGGCAGGCUUCCUACGGCACCAUCAAGAUCGGCACCUACAACACGCUGAAGAAGCUGUUCGUCAGCCACCCGGAAGAUGAGACCAUGGUCAUCAACGUCUUCUGUGGGGUUCUGUCUGGAGUCUUAUCGUCCUCCUUGGCCAACCCAACCGAUGUCCUAAAGAUCCGCAUGCAGGCCCAGGGCAGCCUGCUCCAGGGCAGCAUGAUGGCCAACUUCAUAAACAUCUACCAGCAGGAGGGGACGCGUGGGCUGUGGAGGGGUGUGAUCCCCACAGCACAAAGGGCAGCUAUCGUGGUGGGCGUCGAGCUUCCUGUCUAUGACAUCACCAAGAAGCACCUGAUCCUCUCAGGCCUCAUGGGAGACACCAUAUACACACAUUUCGUUUCCAGUUUUGCGUGUGGCCUGGCGGGGGCGCUAGCCUCAAACCCAGUGGACGUGGUUCGGACUCGCAUGAUGAACCAGCGGGUGCUGGCGGGCAACCCCCUAUACAAGGGCACCCUGGACGGGCUGAUGAAGACCUGGAGGAACGAGGGCUUCUUCGCCCUCUACAAGGGCUUCUGGCCAAACUGGCUCCGCCUUGGGCCCUGGAACAUCAUCUUCUUCAUCACCUUUGAGCAGCUGAAGAAGCUCCCUUUAUAACCAGGGGGUGGAAUGAGAAGCUUCGCCGGACCAGAGUGUGUGUGCGUGUGUGCGCACGUGCAUGUGUGCGUGCGUGUGUGUGUGCAUGUGUGCAUGUGCGCGUGCGUGUGUGCACGGGUGCGUCCGUGUGUCCGUGCAUGUGAGUGUGUGCGUGCGUACGUGCGUACGUGCUUGCGAGCGUGUUUGUGCACAUACGUGCGUGUAUAUGUGUGUUGGGAAGGUGGGGUACACAGAUUUGAGUCACCUCGAAUCGCUAGACCCCAGCUUCCUGUCCUCACACUUGCAUAGUCCCUCCAUUUCCUCCCUCAGACAGAACGCUUAAUUUCAUGCACAUUUAUUACGCUCUAUUUAUUUUUAAAUUAUUUAUUUUUUUGGUACAGCUUUUUUAAAAAGCAUAUUUAUUUUGUGCUCCAUCAACACUCCCCUCUUCGUUUGACGUUCAUAUCUACGAUGUAAAAUUUUAUUUAACGCAGACAGAGCGGAGCGAUGUUCGCUGUGGAUGCCGUUGUAGUUACUGCUUUGCAUCUUUAGAAUGCUGAAUGUGCUGAAGCGGAUGGCUUGGGUUAGGGUCUGAGAGGGACGCUGAGCUGUGAGUGAGUGGGGUAGCGGGGUCUGUUCAGGGAGCGCGUGUUGGAGUGGAUUUAAAAGCCUGUUUUGUUACUUUCCUUUUUGUUGUUUUGAGAUGUACUUCAUUAAACCACUCCUGCUGUUUUGACUGAAAUGCAGGCAUGUGCACACAUGCGCGCGCACACACACACACACACACAAACAAACAAACACUCAGAGUUCAGAUAAUCAUGGAACGCACAUUUAAUUGUAUGUAGCAAUGUGUCAUAAUUUUUUUGUGUUUUUGGUUUGGUCUUUGCAUUAGUGAGUAUGCAGAGGAGAGGAAAGGCAUGCAUUUGAUGGCGAGUUCAGCACUGGUUUGGUGCCAAAUGAAGCAUGUGAAAUAUUAAGAGGUCAUGAACCCAUGUGACCAAACAGGAACUGCACUGUUGCAUAUUUAUUGUUAUUUCUGAUGUGGUAUGUUACACAGGCCUGGCGGUGUCUGAGACGUACUGUUACUCAACAUUUCAAGCAGUCCUGGGACUGCUGUAGGUUCUGUUUUUAGGGAAGACGCACAACGCUAAAGCACUUCCUGUGGUUGUGAUAUUUUUGGACAGCCAGAGUCAUACUACUGAGUUAUUUUUUAUGUAGGGACUGUAAUUUCUGUUAGGUUUGCUUUUUUGCCCAAUGAUCCCAGAUAUGGCUGUUUAGCGAGCGGUAUUUCAUUUAAGUCAUUUUAUCUCCACGUCUCUGCCUUUGAGUUGCCUUCUACUUGCUGAACGGGCUGUUUUCUGAUGUGCAUGUGUAUUUCUACGUGUAUUUCUUGGUGUAUGUAAUGAAAUCCUGACAUGGAAAAUCAGUAAUGACACAAAGGGACACCUUGAUCCACGUGUUUUUAUUUGUACCGAUGUUCUCUGUAGGUUUCGUGUUUCUUUCAUGUUCUGGUCCAUAAACCGCAGUAAGUUUUACUUUUCACUUUUCAGCUUGGUGUUUUUAGCUUUUUCUGAAUUUCCUAAAAUCAAAACAAGGUGUACAAAUAUUUUUUACAGUGAAUUUUUGUAUGGAAUUUAAGCCCCCCACUGUAAGCCAAUGAUUAACUAUCAAUUGAAUAUUAAUUUAUUCUGUAUGAUUCAUCACAGCCCAUUUCUAGUAAAUCUGAAAUGAACUGAAUCUGAAUGUUCAAGUGCUGCAGAAAGACUCCUAGCGUCCUGAAGCCCAGACCUGACUCAGCCAUGCACUGCUGCCAAACCAGACCUAGCUCCAUGUUAAUGGAACUUGUGACGUUCUUGUUUGACUGCAGUACAUGGAUUCUCCAGCCCGUCUGAACCGAUUUUAAUUACUACAGUAGAACCUCAGGCGCCGGUUCACCUCGUGCGUACUGAUCAAACCGUUUGGCUUCCCCUCCAGUCAACUUGUAUGCGCACCUGGGGGAAAGUAAAGGGCAUGGUGUUAUCAAUGUGGCCACAAGGAGGCACUACUGCAAUUGAAAAUGACUAAGCUAUGAGCUUCUGUUGCUUUGGGAUCUUGAACACAGUAGAUCAGUCAUGCUUUACGGUCAACUGACAGCUUUAAACAUUACAUCCAUCAUAAUAUCGUAAUUUGAAAAUGCUGGACUGUUUUGUUAAUCACUGGAAACCAGAUUUCUGAGUCAUUUGCACUUUUGUCACGUGUCUGAACAUGUAUGUACAUUUAUGAUUUACUCGAAUCUUUUUUUUUUUUAACCAGAUAUUUUACUGUCUUUCAAGCGGUGGAAUCUUGCUUUUUUAAGUAAAAGUGCACCCUGAAAUAAAACAAAAUAUACUGA